Messenger RNA from Chenopodium quinoa (quinoa), 3551 nucleotides. RefSeq lists its product as uncharacterized. The record is from RefSeq and is a predicted model, not a curated record. Bases 2560 to 3366 code for a protein of 268 amino acids. NCBI's taxonomy places the organism in Eukaryota, Viridiplantae, Streptophyta, Magnoliopsida, Caryophyllales, Amaranthaceae. The transcript has 5 exons.
UUGCCAUAACUUAUUCAUUUUAAGUUAGAUUUAGACUUAUAUGGAAAGGUCUUUCAAGCCCUAUCAAACUAACCAACAAUUGGACUAAUAUUAUGGACAAUAAUAAUCUUGUUUGUACGUUUUUAUGGAUUGGACACAAAAUGAAUGAUUUUGAUGACGUGAAAUGAAUGAUUUUGGGUUUAAAGGCACGAAAUGAAUGAUUUUCGUCCAAAAUAUUUUAGGUAAGGUAAGAAAUAUGGUCAAGGCUUAACACACUUCGUGAGACUCUUCAACUCUUUACCAAACUCGUUGAUCAAAUCGUGACACGUACUCACCACUGGGUUUGGUUUUUGGGGAGAUACAAUUAGGUGUCUGCAGUUAUCGGUUUUUUUUUUUUUUUUUUUUUUUUUUUUUUUUUUUUGUGUGUAAAGUAUGUCAUUUACACUAAUUAGAAUAAGUGUAUCAUUUAAAUUACCAUUUUCGCCAAUGUAUAACUUUAACCAUUAAUAAGUUUAGGUAGGGUAUGGAUGGUGGGUCAACAUUGUUUUUAGAUGGAAUAUAAUAUUAAGUAUAUAUCAUGAUAUUAUCAUGACAAUAUAUUCUCUAUUAAGAUCAUACCAUUGAUUUUAUUAGGAAAAUAUCAUCAUUUAAUUGUGUAAAUCAUAUCAUCUAAUUUGUUUUAAUAAAAAUCAUAUCAUCUAAUUAUGUAUAUAAUAUCCCUAGUUUUUUGGAUAUUAUACAUUCUCCCUUUCUUUAUCAUGUAUAAUUUUAUCCUCUUUGUAAUUUUAUAUAAGGCCAUGCUUGGAUAAAGAAUAAUGAAUUCACAAAGUUUGUCUCACCCAACCAUUGGUAAGACAUGCAUUUUUUGAGCUUAGCCCGUAGCGGCUGAGCCCACUUAACUGGCCUUCUUAUUACAUUAAAAAACCGUCAAAUUUCUUCCACUUUAUUCUCAAACUCUCUCACAUUAAAACUAAUUUUCCUCUCUCAUUGAGUUAUCACCUUCAUUCUUCUCCAUUUUCAACUUCAUUUUCUUCUUUGGUUCUACUAAUUACUUUUAUGAAAGAUUUUUUUUUAUUUUAUUUUAUUUUAUUUUAUUUUUUUUUUUUUUUGCAUUAUCAUUGUAAAAACAAAAAAAUGAGGACGAAGAAUGUUGAUCGAUCGCCGCCUAGGAAUCUUGAAACUUUCGGUAGUGAAGACGGAAGUUCAAAACGAAAAUUCGAUUCAGAAUCAAGGGUUUUGAAGAUAUCUUCACUGCAAUCAAGGAUAUAUUGUAGGUGUUUGAUGAUUUUUUUUUUCAACUUUGGGUUUUAAAAUUUUAAUUAUCAAUUAUUUUAUACUCUUGGUUAAAUAUUUGUUUUUUAUGCAACAAUAUGUUUUCUAUAAUAGAGGAUAUACUUUAGGAGGUAGAAGACGAACUAUUGCAUUUGAUCUUUUCUUAUAAUUUGCAAAAUAUCUAUUGUUUCUUUUCGAAACAAUUAGAGGCUACAUGUUCUAAAGGUUUUUCCGGUAAAUUAGUUCCUCUAAAAUAAACUUUAGAUUCAAAAUAUAGGUAUGUUUAAUCCAUUAGAUCCUGUGUUUUAGGCUUUUUACGAAACUUAAUGUUUAAAUGAUAUCCUCUGUUUUUAGGGAUGUCCUUAGUCUAGUGCCUUCAGUUAACCAUCUUUUGAUUUAAAUUAAAUUUAUGUAUUUAUGAUGUUUAUUUUAUAUCUACAUAUUGUUUCAGUAAAUUUGGAAAGAAUUCUCCUAGUAAGAAAACUAAUGUUCCUACUGCAAAGGUUGAUGAUGAAUUAAAAGUUCCUAUAAAAAGAAGAAAAUUGGAGAAAGAACAUUUUGAUUUGAGGUAUUAGAUUUUAAUUUCUAUAUGUUAUGUAUUAAAUGCAUUUUUUUUUUAGUAAUUAUUCUAAUUUGACAUGUAUAAACUAUUUAUUAAAACUUAUUCUGAAAUAAAAAUUUGAUAUCAUCAAUUAUGUAGAUGGUAUCAGCGUUUUUAGCAGUCAUAUCCUCAGCUAUCGAGUUUAUAUCAAUGAAUAUUCUAUAUCUUAUUAAAAUGGGACUGAUAUCUUAUAGUGUUUUGUUUCUAUACUAUUUUUUUUUAUUUAAUAUUUUUAUUUGCAGUGAUAUUAUUCCAGAAGAUAUGUCAGAUGUUAUAAUAGCUAGUCAGUCUAGUGCUCCUUCAAUGACAUACUUUAUUAAUCUUUUAAGUCCACAACAAAGGGCCAAUGUUGAAGAAAUUGGAUUUGGGGGAUUAUUGAAGAUGAAUUUGGCGAAAGAUUUUAAUAGUUGGAGAUAAUAAGAUAUCAUUCAACAGCACUGAUUUGCAUAAUGUGCUUGGGAUUCCUCACACUUCUACUCCGGUGAUUGAGUUGUCUAGAUUGAAGUCUGAUUCUAACCCAGAUAAGCAUAUAAUUUAGGAAUGGAGGGAUUCUUUUGGCUUAGAUAAUGUUGUGGAUGAAACUAAUCAUGAAACUAAAAAUAUUAAGCAAGUUAAAAAGAAGUUCAAUUUUGCAUCCGAAAAAGGUGCUUUGAAGAUUGAAGAACUUGUUGAAAAAGUUCCUACAAAAUCGUCUACAUCAAAGAAGAAUGUCUGAUGUUGAAAAAAAGGAUAAGACUGUGACUAAAAAGAAAUAUGUGACUUUGGAUGUUUGGAAAGAAAAGUUUAUGGAAUUAAGGAAUGGUGGAGAUGAAUUCAAAAAGAUUUUUGUGUUGUUUGCGAUUUCUAAUUUUUUAUCACCUUAUGGUGAUAAGUCUCUCAACCUUAGUGCGGUUAAGUCGUUAUCUAAUGUUAAGAAUAUUAAGGAUUUUGAUUGGUGUGGAUUUAUUAUAAAGAAUAUGUGUAAUUCAAUUAAGGAAUUACAUAAGUAUUUGCUUGAUAAAAGGAAGCGGCCUACUACUACUGUAUCUAAGGGCCAAAAUCCCACCAAAUUUGUUAGAAAAAUUGGCGGUUGUUUGCCAGCUAUGUUGGUGACUUUUGUUCAAAAAGUCCACUAUGGAGAGUAUGCAGGUGUUAAGUUACCAUUUAUCAGCAACUGGAAUUCUGAUACUUUAAAUGCUCGAAUCAAGGCACAAAAUAAAGACCGUUCUCGGUUUGGUAUUGGUAUUGUUAAGCAAGAUAUUGUUCUUUCUUCUGAUGUAUUAUAUGAAAAUUCGAAGGCACAUGAAGCAACUGAAAAGGUUGUGCCUUUAGCUCUGGAAUAUAAAAAUGAAUUGCGAAUUUCAAGUGAAGAUGAGUCAACAUUGUAUGUGCAAUACAAGAUCCCUAAUGAUCUUCAGACAGAUAGAGAAAUCCAGUCUAUGGAUGUUCCAGAUGUUGAAAAGAAGUUGAUGGUUCUUCAUCGUAAUAUGAAGAUUUCUUCAUCUGUUAAUCUAAGUUUGAUUAAGGAACUUUAGAAAGAUGCUGAAAUAUUAUCACAAGAAGCUUCUCAGCCAGAAUCAAAUUUUGAAAUGAAUGAUGAAUUUCUUGAGAUGUUGGAUUCUAUCACAGAAAAUUUGAUUCAAGUGAAAAAAUUGGUUGAUAAGAAGAAAGGAUUUCCUGUGAUGAUUGACAAAGUUAAACAAAUUUAAUUUUUUUUUUU